UUAAGGUAAAUCCGCAACAGCAGAUCCCCAAUUCUAAACAUUGAAACCCAAACCCACACUCCGCCCCUUCCGCCUCCGCUUCCGCUUCCGCCCAAGCCCAAAUCUCAAACCAUCGCUACGCUUGUGUGACUCUUCUCCGUUUCUGUCAUCGACUUCUCUUACCUACAUCAUCAUACACGCCAUCUCGGUUCGGUUUUUGAACGAUUUCUUCUUCCGCGAUUUCAUGUUCUCUAAUCGUCGGCUCCGAAGCAAAACCGCGACCCUAAUCUCGAUUGCUCACGGCUUUGUCUCAUCGGAAUCGACUUGAAUUUGGUCGGUAUGUGCAAUAGACACCCACAGUGGAAAUUCAGAUGAAUUGCUUUACAUGUAUACAAUCUCCCAAAGAUCCUUAUGACUACAUUGGCUAUUUAAUCCCUAGCUUCUAGCAAUACUUUGUUGUGAUAUGAUAUAUGCCUGCUCACUCACCUUGACCUAUUUGUAACCGAGGCUAAAAGAGAUGUAUUUGGAAGUAUUUAAAUGGAGAUUUAUCUGAAAGAGUGUAUUUUUGGGAUGCUCUUUAGGGGGGAAAGCCAAAGGAUGAAAAUUGUUUUUCUGUCGUGGCAUAGCUCAUGUUUUCCCAAUGUUUACAGGAAAGGUCCCAUUCAUCUUGCAUCUACAACUUUCCGACAAUUAGAUAGACAUUUGCAGGAAAAGGGUGAUUCGUGAGUGCAAUGGACCCUGGACGCUAUGGUCUUCAUCAAGGAUGGGAAAAUAACAGCUAUCUCUUCCUUAAAGAGCAUGAGAGAAGCCAUGGGACAGUGAGGAUGUGGAAUCGUUUGCCUACGUUUACCAUGAUUAUUACUUGCUGACACAACUUAUUCUCUUGAAUCCACAGGCUUUGGAGGGGUAUGGUGCUGCUCAUGAUACAAAUUUUCGGUGAGUCCACUGUGAUGCUUUUUCUCAACCCGAGAGUGUUGAUUUCAUGUGGUUAAAUUGAAGAUUCUAAGAUGUCAAUUCUCUUAAAUAGCUUUCAGAUGAUUUUUUUAGCAAAAGUGCCUAACAGGCAGUUGGCUGUUCCCCCCCUUCCCCCCUGUCCGUUCUUUAUUUGUUUGGUUUCUAUUUCUGAAAAAGAUCCUAUUUUCUUAGUAAAUUUUUGCAAUUACAUAUGGAUGUUGCUUUUAGUUCUUUCCACUUCUUCUACGGGCCCUUGCCUCAUAUUGUUUUGGCAGGGAUGAUGGAUCUUAUGAUGAUAGGAGGUUUAUAGAUGAAAGGUUCUCUAGGGAUAAUGUCUACCCAAGGGGUGCCUUUCAUCGAGAUGUACUGGAGAGGGAUAAUUAUCCUCCACCCCCAUCAUCAGUUGGGAUGUGGCCUCAAACGAGGAGGAGAAGCUAUGAAGAAGAGUAUUCUUUGGAUAGGGAUAUUAGAAGGCAUGCAAAGCCGCCUUCUAGGUAUGGCGGCCGUGAUCGGGAGGAUUAUGGCUAUGAUGAUUAUGACUACAGAUCUCGUGCUUCCCAUCAAAGCAAGGAGGACAGCCGUGACAGGGAUUAUGAUCAUGGAAGACACAGUUAUGAUUCUGACUACGAGAGGAGUGGUAGAAGAGAUGGUAACUGGAGAAGACGUGAAUCUCGGGAUCGAGAAUGGGACAAGAGAGGUGUGAGUCGUGAAAGGGAUGAAAGCCCUUAUAGAAGGCAUGAGCAUUCCCCUUCUCAUUCUCGAUCUCGUUCUCGUGAUCGUGAUGAUUGGGCUAGGUCAAAGUCUCCUCGAGGCCGCAGUCAUGGUCGAAGUUAUAGGGAAGACAGCUAUGAGGACAGUCGUUAUGAAAGAGGUGACAGGAGAAGGGAUCGUGAAGAUAGGCGUCAGAAUAACCAUUCUGUUGCGCCUUCUGCCACUGUUGUGGUGAAGGGUCUUUCUCAAAAGACAACCGAAGAAGAUUUGUAUCAGAUUCUUGUGGAGUGGGGACCCCUUCGUCAUGUUAGAGUUAUUAAAGAGCGAAACUCUGGCGUCUCUCGUGGAUUUGCUUUUAUUGAUUUCCCUUCUGUGGAUUCAGCACAAGCAAUGAUGGAUAAGCUUGGGCAUGAAGGUCUUCUUGUUGAUGGAAGGAAGCUCUUCUUUGAGUACAGUAGUAAGCCAACUGGUGCUAAUGGAAUUGUUGGGAUGGACAGUGGAUCUAGAUCAGGCCAUGGUAGCUAUAGAAGUAUGAUGGUGCCAUCUGAUUGGAUGUGCACAAUAUGUGGCUGUGUCAAUUUUGCCCGAAGGACAUCUUGUUUUCAGUGUAAUGAACCAAGAACAGACGAUGCUCCCCCUGCUGAUAUGGCAUCGUCAAAUUUUAAUCCAGCUGGCAAGAGAGGGGAAUCAGGCCCAACACAUGUUCUUGUUGUCCGUGGGUUGGAUGAAAAUGCUGAUGAGGAAAUGCUACGCUAUGAAUUUUCUAAACAUGCCCCUAUUAAGGAUUUGCGGUUAGUUAGAGACAAAUUCACACAUGUUUCAAGAGGAUUUGCAUUUAUCCAUUUCUAUUCCGUUGAGGAUGCCACUAAAGCUCUUGAAGCAACAAACGGUACUACUUUGGAGAAGAAUGGUCAGAUUCUUAGAGUUGCCUAUGCCAAAAGUAUUGUUGGGCCUGGAUCAGCUGUUUCAGGAGCUUCUCAGUCGAGCAGUCUUGCUGCAGCUGCAAUUGAAGCAGCUACAUUUGCUCAGCAGUAUGAUGCUGUUGGCUGGGCACCUAAAGAAUACAAUCCAGAGGACAACCAAUCUGGUGGAGGUCAUGGGCAGAGUGGACAUGUUGCAGGAGAAACAGAUUCUUCAGCUCCACAAUCUGGUUUUGUGUGGGACGAAGCCUCUGGUUAUUACUAUGAUGCUACCUCUGGUUUCUACUACGAUGGAACCACAGGUCUAUAUUAUGAUGGGAAUAAUGGUCUCUGGUAUUCUUAUGAUCAACAAACUCAGCAGUAUAUUCCUUGUAAUGAUCAGAAUGGCAAGACAUCUGAAAAACAAAUUGAUGCUUCUAAGACAUCGGAUGCUUCUAAUAAUCGAAAAGUCAUCAUUUCUGCACCAGCUGCUACCAUAACUUCAAAUGAGAAAGCUGCUUCAUUACCAGAUGCUGUCCAGGCUGCAGCUGCUGCUGCGCUAGCAGCUGAGAAGAAAGAAAAGGAGAAACUUAAAGAGAUCAGACUUGCUUCCAAAAGUAGCAUAAUGGCUAACAAGAAGAAGAUGAAUAAUGUCUUAACCAUGUGGAAGCAAAGAAGUAAUGAAGGACAAGCACCACGAGUGGCUCUCGAGGACAAUCAGCCGUCCGCAUCAGUUGAAGAGAGAUCUAACCCAGCAUCAUCUAUGAAGAGCAAAUUAAUAAAUGGACUGGUAGCAAAAGAGAAUGUUAUAGCUUCUGCAGGAUUGAUGAGUGCCUCAACUCAAUCUGCUGGCAUGGAAUCCCAGAACAGGACAAAGCCCAUCAGCGCCAGUUCUAGUGGAACCUUAAAAGGAGUGAUUAGGAGUUCUGGGAUGGGUGUUGUGAAAUAUGAUUCUGUUUAUAUGGGACCAGAAGGUACAACGGCUUCAUCAUUUGGUGCAUCUUCUGCAGGAUCUUCUUCAUUGACACAUACCGAACAUUCCACACCGGCUACACCAUAUAGAACAGGCGCAUCUGCAUUAGGCGGAUAUGCACCAUCUUCUGCUACAGGAAGUGGUAAAAGAAGGUUUUCUGAGAUGCCCACCACUUCUGUUACAAACAAAGAACAGUCUCAAUCAACUUAUCGAGAUCGUGCAGCUGAAAGAAGAAGCUUGUACGGUUCAUCAUCGGCUUUUGGGGACGAUGACAUGAAUGCUGGAAUUGUAGACUCAAACCGAGAUCCAGCAUAUAGACGAGGUGGUUUGGACUCUAUGCCUUUCCCUCCUGGUGUUGGUGGUGGACGAAGUAGUGGAGAUGCGAAUAUCCAGAGUUAUGAGGUGAUUACAGCAGACAAAGCCAUUGAUGAGAGCAAUGUGGGGAACCGGAUGCUCCGCAACAUGGGCUGGCAUGAAGGCUCGGGGCUGGGGAGAGAUGGGAGUGGCAUGGUAGAGCCCGUACAGGCUCAGGCCACAGAAACGAGAGCGGGACUAGGGAUCCAUCAACCGAAGAAAGUGGAUCCGAGCCUGGAGGUUCAGGCAGGAGAUAGCUACAAAGCUGUUAUUCAGAAGAAGGCGAUUGCUCGUUUUCGAGAAAUGUCAUGAUGUGAGUGAGAGGAUAGGGAAGCGCAAGCAAUGGUGUAGAAGAUGUACAGAUUGGAGUAGUGUUACUUUGAGUUGUAGGUGAUGUUGCUGUGCUCUUAGGUUCAGAGUUACUCAUUGUAGCAUAUAUACAUAUCCAGUGAUAUUAUAUCAUUGUCUCUGCUUGUUCCAUUUCGGAA
Messenger RNA from Salvia splendens (bonfire salvia), 4358 nucleotides. Its product is annotated as SUPPRESSOR OF ABI3-5. The transcript is spliced from 15 exons. NCBI's taxonomy places the organism in Eukaryota, Viridiplantae, Streptophyta, Magnoliopsida, Lamiales, Lamiaceae. Gene Ontology annotation, molecular function: RNA binding. Gene Ontology annotation, biological process: mRNA splicing, via spliceosome. The record is from RefSeq and is a predicted model, not a curated record. Gene Ontology annotation, cellular component: nucleus. Bases 1342 to 4182 code for a protein of 946 amino acids.